This is a messenger RNA of Alexandromys fortis (reed vole), 502 nucleotides long. RefSeq names its product 60S ribosomal protein L35-like. Gene Ontology annotation, molecular function: mRNA binding; structural constituent of ribosome. The annotation marks the transcript as partial. Gene Ontology annotation, biological process: maturation of LSU-rRNA from tricistronic rRNA transcript (SSU-rRNA, 5.8S rRNA, LSU-rRNA); translation. Lineage: Eukaryota; Metazoa; Chordata; Mammalia; Rodentia; Cricetidae. Gene Ontology annotation, cellular component: ribosome; cytosolic large ribosomal subunit. The record is from RefSeq and is a predicted model, not a curated record. The transcript has a single exon.
GCUGGCCUGAAUCUCACAGAGAUCCGCCUGCCUCUUCCUCCCAAAUGCUGGGAUUCAAAGUGUGCACCACCAUCACUGCCCAACAUACAAAUAAUUUUAAACAGAUUUUGGGAGGCCAGUGAGAUAGUUGAGUGAAUCCCAGUGCUUGUCUUAAAGCACGACUGUCUAACUCCAAUCUCUGGAGCCCACAUUAAGGUGGAUGAAAAGGCUCUCAGACCAGGCGGCCUCAGCAGUGAGCAACGCAGCCAUGGCCAAGAUUAAGGCUCGGGACCUGAAUGGCAAGAAGAAGGAGGAGCUGCUAAAACAACUGGACGAUUUGAAAGUGGAGCUAUCCCAGCUUCGCGUCGUCAAGGUGACAGGCGGCGCCGUGUCCAAGCUCUCCAAGAUACAAGUUGUCCGCAAAUCCAUCGCCCAUGUUCUCACCGUCAUUAACCAGACUCAAAAGGAAAACCUCAGGAAAUUCUACAAGGGCAAGAAGUACAAGCCUCUGGACCUGCGACCC